AGAGAGCGCUUUUGUAGACGAAAAGAUCGAUUGGGAAGCUGUUUUGUUUUUGUAUUAAUUUAGAUGUUUCUUUAAUGAUUAUUUAGGUUUUAAUAGCCAAACUCUGUUACAGUGUUGAUAAUUAUAUUUAGUUGAAUUAUCUAAGCCGAUUAAGAUAUAAAGGUAAAAUGGCAUUUAUGAACGUAGCAAACUAUUUGCAAAUUAUAGAAAGGGCGUGGAGGUCCUGUAACGGUCAAACUUUAUCUAUUUUUCUCUCAAUUCGACAUGAUCAUGCAAAACUCAAGAACUACCACAUCGAGAGCCCUGAGAACAUAGUUGAGAAGUUUUUACCGGCCCCUAUCGAUGAACUUGUCGUAUAUCAUUUAAAGUGUUUGUAUUCAAUGGGUAUAGGAGACUUUUUGACUGCUUAUCAAUUACAGAGCGCGCUUGUUCAAGCGUUUACAAAGAUUUUACAGGCACAAAAGGACGAGAAUUGGUCAUUGCCUAUUAUGUACACGAUAUCCUCUGAUUUAAGAGUUAUAGCUCAACAGGCUGAGAACCAAAGGGUGGGUGUCAAUGAUAAACCAGGCGAAUAUUUGGAGAAAGCAGCAGAAUGUCUUAUGGGAUGUUUUCGAAUAUGUGCAGCAGAUAAUCGUACAGAUGACAGAGACACCAAAAGAAAAGGAAUGAUGGCCUUAGUUAACCAACUGUUUAAAGUAUAUUUUAGGAUUAAUAAACUGCAUUUAUGUAAACCUUUAAUUAGGGCUAUCGAAUCCAGUCCUUUCAAAGACACAUUUUCACUAAGUCAACAAAUUACUUACAGGUAUUUUGUUGGUCGGAAGGCUAUGUUUGAUAGUGACUAUAAGGCUGCCGAUAAAUAUUUAAGCUAUGCCUUCGAAAAUUGUCAUAAGUUAUCAAGGAAAAAUAAAAGAUUAAUUUUAAUAUAUCUUGUGCCAGUUAAAAUGCUUUUAGGAUAUACUCCAAAUAGAGUUGUUCUGGAAAAGUAUAAUGUUCUGGAAUUUUGGGACUUAGUUCAAGCAGUGUGCCAAGGAAAUCUAAAGUGGUUUGAUGAAAUCAUGGAGAAACAUGAGAUAUUUUUCAUUCAUUGUGGUAUUUACUUGAUAGUAGAUAAACUGAAGAUUGUAGCUUACAGGAAUCUGUUUAAGAAAGUGUAUUUGAUUCUGAACACUCAUCAAAUACCGGUAGAAUCAUUACAGACUGCUCUGGAGUUUUUAGGACAAGAUGUAGAUUUAGAUGAGACACAGUGUAUUGUGGCUAAUUUAAUAAAUGAAGGGAAAAUUAAAGGUUAUAUAUCGCAUCAGCAUAGAAAAGUGGUUGUGAGCAAACAAAAUCCAUUUCCACCAUUGACAAGCACUUAGAAUUAUCAAAUUUGUUACUUUUUAUAAUUUAAUGUCUUUUUAUUAUUUAAAAAUUCUGUAUAUACUUUUUUCAAUAAAAUGAGUUUUUAAAGUA
Messenger RNA from Sitophilus oryzae (rice weevil), 1452 nucleotides. It is a transcript of the gene PCID2, whose product is annotated as PCI domain-containing protein 2. The record is from RefSeq and is a predicted model, not a curated record. The transcript has 2 exons. Gene Ontology annotation, cellular component: transcription export complex 2. Gene Ontology annotation, molecular function: RNA binding; double-stranded DNA binding. Lineage: Eukaryota; Metazoa; Arthropoda; Insecta; Coleoptera; Curculionidae. Gene Ontology annotation, biological process: poly(A)+ mRNA export from nucleus; post-transcriptional tethering of RNA polymerase II gene DNA at nuclear periphery; transcription elongation by RNA polymerase II. The coding region runs from base 168 to 1358 and encodes 396 amino acids.